Messenger RNA from Cheilinus undulatus (humphead wrasse), 1755 nucleotides. Its product is annotated as B-cell receptor CD22-like. Bases 111 to 1520 code for a protein of 469 amino acids. The transcript has 10 exons. Lineage: Eukaryota; Metazoa; Chordata; Actinopteri; Labriformes; Labridae. The record is from RefSeq and is a predicted model, not a curated record.
CAGGUCUGGAGUGAUGCUGCUCUGCUGAAACUCAGCUGAUAGAAUCUGCUUCUCUUUUUCCUGUCCGGGACUUUUUGGUUCAGAUUGUUACUGCAGUCCUUUCUGUGGAAAUGUUUCCAGCCUGCAUGUUACUGAGUGCCUUCUUUCUUUCAGGUGCACUGGCUAAAUGUCCUGCUUCUGCUAACGACCUCAUCAUUGAUACGCCAGAGACGAUGGAAGCACUGAAUGGAUCUUGUUUGCAUAUCCCAUGUACCUUUAGGCCUAAGAAAGAAGAAAUUUUUGACAGCACACAGCUAAUCAGUGGAUUUUGGCUUAAACAAGGCCUCAAUGGUGGUAAAGACAGUGUGGUAUUCAAAAGUGAUGGGACAAUCAGAGUCUAUCCAAUGAAUAUAACCGGAAACCUCAAUCUGAAACAAUGCACCACUUUAUUCUCUAAUUUAAUCCCAACAUAUGAAGGCACAUACUUCUUCAGAAUGGAGAGUGAAGCAUUCAAAGCAACCGCUGUUCGUGACUGUCUUCAAAUUAAAGUGAGAGAUUCCCCUCCUGAACCAAUCAUGGAGAUUCCUGUUGAUCUGAAGGAGAAUGUGUCUGUCAAUAUAACGUGUUCAGCUGUCACUCCUUGUCCACUCUACCCUCCUAAACUCACCUGGAACGUCAAAGACUCUCACAACACCAAGGAGGAAAACCAAGAUGGAACCUUUACAACCAGAAUCCAGGAGACCAUCACUCUGACAGACAAACAUGAUGGAUACAACAUCAGCUGUUCUUCUACUUAUCCUGUGAAUGAAGGAAGAGACAACAAGACAGCAGAGGAGACAAAGACUCUCAGUGUUUCAUAUGCUCCUAAAAACACCUCAGUGUCCAUCAGUCCACCAGGUUUGCUGUCAGCUGGUGUUAAUGUGACCCUGAGCUGCUCCAGCAGAGCCAAGCCUCGUGUCAGCAGCUUCACCUGGUUCAAGAUGAGCUCAGAUGGACCCAUGAACGUAUCUGAGGGAGAGAUUUACAGCUUUAAUGUGACAGAAGGAGGAGUUUAUUUCUGUGUGGCCAAGAAUGAUCUUGGAGAUGAAAGAUCAUCAGAGAUUCAUCUUCAUGUUGAAGUUUUUUUACCAGGUCCUUCUCAAAGCUCUCAACAAUGGGGAGCAGUGAUUGGAGGAAUCUUUGGGAUUAUUGCAUUCAUCUGUCUAGCCGUAUUUGUUUGGCGUUUCUCAUCAGUAUAUACAGCUCAAAAACAGACCCAGAGUCCAACUAGUGAAGAGGCAUCUGUUGAAGGAGCAGCGAGUAAAAAUGAGGGAGGAGGAGAGGAAAAUAUCCAUUAUGGAGAGAUAGACUUCUCCAAGCUGAGACAAAACUCAUCCUGUGGCCCGUUGAAUGACAGAGGACAGCAGCAGGAGACGCUGUACGCACAGGUCAAAGUGUCGGCAAACAACCAAACUCAGACAGCUGACGGCCCAGAGGAGCUCUACUCUCGUGUGGGGAUUAAACCAAACAGAGUGGAUAAAGGGAGAACACUUGGCACAUAAGGAACACUGAACUUUGAGUAGCUGAAUAAAAACCGUCCUUGCAGACCUGGCAUUGAAAAUGUGGACAGCCAUGGUGGUGUUGAUGGUUUUCGCUCUUCGAGGUGCUCCAGCUGAUUGCGAGACUUGUGAAGCCGACCUCUCCAUCGCUACACCACUUAGCAUGGAAGCACUGAGUGGAUCCUGUUUGCAAAUCCCAUGCACAUUCACAACAACGGAGAGAAAGGACAGGUUUGAC